AUGUCUACACCCCUUUCUCUCACACAAACCAUUCUCAUCUCCGACCCUCUCGGCUACAAAUCGGCCACUCAAUCCCCCUUCCUCGCCAACGCUUCCCAAGGCCGCGUCUCCAAAACCCUUCUCGGCCAAUGGCUCGCCAAUGACCGGCUGUAUAUUCACGCCUACAUCCGCGGCGUAGGCCGUCUGCUGAGCUUCUUGCAACUACCCGAGGUCGCGACGCCUCCUCGCGAUGACACAGCUGAGCGGGAGCAUCCGCCAAACGCAAAGCUCCUUCACUGGAUGAUUGAUGCCCUUGUCAACAUCCGCCGAGAAGAGGAUUUCUUCGUCCGGACCGCAACCAAAUACGGCAUCGACGUCAAUCUCCCUGCCGAUGCCAACGGCCGGGUUGCCGACGACGCCAAACUCGAGGGUCUGCGCCGCUUCGAAGCUCUCUUCGACGGCAUAUCCCCCCGCGGCGACGACGGCGUCAUCCUCCCCUGGCUCGAGGCCGCCGUCGUCUUCUGGGCGACGGAGAAGUGCUACCUCGACGCCUGGUCCGGCGCCGCAGCCCGGCUCUCCACUCCGUCGGCCAGCGAAGACGAUGCCGACGGCGGGGCUCUCCGACGUGAGUUUAUUCCGAACUGGAGCUCCGAGGAGUUUGCGCAGUUUGUCGACCAGCUGGGCGAGAUUAUUGACUCCGCGGCGCGGCGGGAGAUGGAGCUGCGUAAGGACGCGGACGAGCUUGUCAGGGUGCAGUUGUUGGAUCGGGCGCUGGCAAAGUGGCACGAGGUGGUGGCUGCGGAGAAUGCAUUUUGGCCCGCGAUGGAGGAGUGA
Trichoderma aggressivum f. europaeum is the source of this 813-nucleotide messenger RNA. RefSeq lists its product as uncharacterized. NCBI's taxonomy places the organism in Eukaryota, Fungi, Ascomycota, Sordariomycetes, Hypocreales, Hypocreaceae. The coding region runs from base 1 to 813 and encodes 270 amino acids. The record is from RefSeq and is a predicted model, not a curated record. The transcript has a single exon.